AUGGGAUGCCAAGCCAACAUUGAUCAAUGCAACCAACAAUGCGGUUAUCAUGAUGACUGUCAGGUAACAUGUGACGCUGGGGUAAGGGAAUGUAUUCAAAAUGGUAGGCUGAAAAACGGUGAAUUUUCCUGCAAUGCAUCAAAGAAGUGUGUACAGAAAUGUAGAGGGGGACCAUGCUCAUUAUCUUGCGGCAAUACUAAAGAUUGUACUCAAUCAGGUGAACGCCGCGGGCAGUUUUCACUGUCAUGCAGCGCUGGCGUGGAGAAAUGUACUCAGACAUGUGAUGAUACGUGUUCGCUAUCUUGCGAUGCAAAGAGCUGUAGUCAAACAUGCGAUGACGGUAGUUUUACUGCAACAUGUGGUGCUAAGGUUGACGUCUGCAGUCAAAGUUGUGAUUAUGGGAAAAACGGUACGUUUUCCUGCGAUGCCGCAGAGAAGUGUACACAGUCAUGUAAGGGAAAAUGCUCAUUAUCUUGCGACAAUACUAAAGAUUGCACUCAAUUUGGUCACAAAGGGAAUUUUUCAAUGACAUGCAAUGCUGACGUGGACAAAUGUACUCAAACAUGUGAUCAUCCUUGCUCGCUUUCGUGUGAUGCAAAAAACUGUACUCAAACAUGCGACGAUGGUAACUGUACUGCAACAUGUAGUGCUGGGGUUGACGUCUGCAGUCAAAGUGGUGAUGAUGGGACUGGGAGAAACGGUAAGUUUUCCUGCGAUGCCUCCCAGAAGUGUACACAGUCAUGUAGGGGAGUAUGCUCAUUAUCUUGCAACAAUACUAAAGAUUGCACUCAGUUUGGUCACAAAGGGGAUUUUUCAAUGGCAUGCAGUUCUGACGUGGACAAAUGUACUCAGACAUGUGAUGAUACGUGUUCGCUAUCUUGUGAUUCAAAGAACUGUAGUCAAACAUGCGAUGAUGGUAGCUGUACUACAACAUGUAGUGCUAGAGUGGAGAAUUGUUCUCAGACAUGUGAUGCGAAUUGCGUCCUAUCCUGCAAUGCUAAGAACUGUAAUCAGGUUUGCAAUAAAGGUGGUUGUUCCUUCGAAUGCGGUUCUGGCGUUCAGAAUUGCACUCAGACAUGCAUCAAAGGAGUAUGUUCAACCCGUAAUCCAACAAGUACUACAACACACAGACCAACACGUAAUCCAGGUUGGUGCUUAAGUAAAGGAUAUGGCAUCUUACGGAUUGCUCCUUUCUUGGCCAAUUUAUUCAACUUCCUUGAAAGACUUUGA
Messenger RNA from Paramuricea clavata, 1230 nucleotides. Lineage: Eukaryota; Metazoa; Cnidaria; Anthozoa; Malacalcyonacea; Plexauridae. The record is from the annotation of a GenBank genome assembly.